Molecule: messenger RNA, 1305 nt
Organism: Effrenium voratum
Lineage: Eukaryota; Dinophyceae; Suessiales; Symbiodiniaceae
Source: the annotation of a GenBank genome assembly
AUGUGCGCCUCAACCUUGCUAGUGAUCUUUGGCAAGGAGAGUCCAAGCUGGCGGGAGAUUUGGCUCCAUCAGAUGCUGGAGUGCACGCAGCGGGCGGGCGCUGCGUUCCAGAAGUUUGGCCAGUGGCUGUCCAUGCGGCCGGACAUGUUCCCGCCGGAUGUGAUCCUGGCGCUGAGCAAGCUGCGUGCAGAUGCGCCGGCCCAUCCGGGGGCGGUGUCGCGGCAAAAGCUGAAGCAGCACCUCGGCAAGGACGUGGAUGAACUCUUCGACGAGUUUCAGGAGGAGCCGGUGGCCAGCGGCUCGGUGGGCCAGGUCCACCGGGCGCGGCUGCGGGCCGAGCACGCGCUGGACGGCCCAGGUGGCCAGCUGCGGGAGGUGGCUGUGAAGAUCCAGCACCCGGGCGUGAUCGACAGCGCCUUCAUGGAUUUGAACAUCGUUUGGCAGAUCGUGGCGUUCUCCGAAAAGUUUUUGCACAUGACGAUGCCCUUCGACAGGAGCGACUUUGAUGCGGUGAUCCAAGCACAGAUGGAUUUCACCCGCGAGGCGUUUAAUCUGCAGAGAUUCGCCAAGAACUUCAAGGGGGAGACCCGCAUCAGGUUUCCGAAGGUCUCCUCGCGGCUGGUAACCCCCGAAGUGCUGGUGGAGACCUGGGAGAACGGGGAGAUCAUCUCCAACAUCAUGGAGGACUUCGACAACGCGAAGGUCGCCUGCAAAGACGCAGUCACGGCCAUCGCGGAGAAGAAGAAGGAAGUCCAAGGUAGGCUUUCCAACAUCCUCUACGACAUGAGCAUGAAGAUGAUGGUGCGGGACAACUUCGUGCACGGGGACUUGCAUGGUGGCAACAUCUUGUACUCCAUGCACGGCGACCACGUCACGGUGCUGGAUGCUGGCAUCGCCACGUCCCUGGACAAGCGGACCUUUGCUCCCUUCGGACGGUUUCUCUAUGCCCUGUGCUCCGGGCAGACGGAUACCGUCGUGGAUUACCUCCAGCGCUUCAACGAGUCGAACAUGGUGGUGAACACGCUGCAGCUUAAGACGGACAUCCAAGACACCAUGGACAAGUACAUGGGCCCCUUCCGGCUGAAGCAGGAUGGGCCGCUGAAUGCUGCGGACAUGUUCGGCGAGGUGAUGUUCACCCUGCAGAGGCACGGGAUGCUGCUGAAGGGCGACGUCGCCUCGACGCUCUUCACCAUCUCCAUCUCCGAGGGUUUGGUGCGGCAGCUGGAUCCGAGCUUCGAUGUGGCCCACCAGGCCUUGCCCUACAUCGCCAGGUACAUGGGCGCGGCGGCGGCCACGGGAAGCUAA